Molecule: messenger RNA, 1322 nt
Organism: Penaeus monodon (black tiger shrimp)
Lineage: Eukaryota; Metazoa; Arthropoda; Malacostraca; Decapoda; Penaeidae
Source: RefSeq, a predicted model, not a curated record
UGCAGCUUCAGCCCCACAGCAUCGGCUCUUCAGAAUCGGCCAAUCAGCAUCGGCCCUUCGAAAUCAGCCAAUCAUCAUAGGCUCUUCAGAAUCGGCCAAUCAGCAUCAGACCUUCAGAAUCGGCCAAUCAUCAUCGGCUCUUCAGAAUCAGUCAAUCAGCAUCGAACAUUUAAAACCAGCCAAUCAGCAUCGGCCCUUCAGACAUGGAGCAAGACCUGACCUGCGGCGUGUGUUCGGAGUUGUACUCGGAGGGUGCGCGUGAGCCCGUGUUGCUGCCCAACUGCGGCCACUGCUUCUGCCGCCCCUGCCUCCUCAGCCUCGAGAAGAACGGCUGCCUGGAGUGCCUCUGCAGGAGACUUAACGAUAGCGUUCCGGUGCUGCAGCUUCCGGUGGUGUUCGCUCUCCUUGGCCUCAGCAGGCACUUCCGGCGUUCGAAGCACGGCCCCUGCGGCGUCCAUGGCUCCGCCCUGGAGUUCUGGUGCCGGAGGUGCCGGUCCGGCCUGUGCGGCCACUGCCUGUUCGAGGGCCACGACCUGCGUUAUGUCGUCCAGAUGGAGGUGAUCAUCGAGGAGAAGAAGUCCCUGGUGCAGAGGAAAGGCCUGCAGAAACUCGGCCGCAUUAAUGCCAAGAAGGCAGAGGCGAUGGGGAGGGUGACGGAGGGCCUCUUCCGCCUGGCCGCCGUGUGCCGGGAGGCCGAGGCUCUCAGCGCCGCGGAGCGAGUCACCAAACAGGCGAUGGACGACGCCCAGAACGCCCUCGACGUGGACUCAGUCCUGCAAUGCCUUCAGUGCCUGGAGCAACGGCGCGAGGGCAGGGAUGACUCACCUUCUGCCGCUGGGAGUCUGUGCAAAGUCUCCGUCCUACAAGGAAAAGAGGAACAGGAGAAAUUGGAAAGAGUCGGGCAUGGCAACAUAACGGCUCGAAGAGGGAUUCGAAAGCUCUACAGGAACAGAUCAAUUUCUCUGGAUGACCGGCAAGGCCUAAAUAACUUAACAUGCGAUAAGCACAGAGUGCUGAGCGGCGGCCAGCACCAGCGGACGGAGACGGAUAAAUGCAACAGAAGCCUGAACAGAACAAGCAGCACUCCGGCGAACGAAGAGGUGAUUCCACCAGACCCUGAUUCUGCUCCAGAAGAAGGAGGAGGGACCACGAGUUCAUCGCCGCUCGUGGCUGUAUCAGAAACUGCGGCAAACACGGCGACGCCGUCUCUGAGAUGCUUCGCCCUCAGUGAUGAUGGACGUCAGGCGAGACUGAGGUGGGAAGGUGGAAGGCUGCACUGUACGCUCUUUCCGCUGCGAGAGCUCAACUCACGCUGCAGGUAA